Molecule: messenger RNA, 791 nt
Organism: Paramecium octaurelia
Lineage: Eukaryota; Ciliophora; Oligohymenophorea; Peniculida; Parameciidae
Source: the annotation of a GenBank genome assembly
AAAAUCACAUUACCAUUUCUGAUGUACUCAAAUUCUCAUUUCUAUAAACCCCCAUAUCACUACUAUCCUUACACCCAUUUUUAAUACCCUACAAUGUACAAUCCCAUUUACUUCCCAUAUCCUAACUAAAUCCAACAAUUUAGACCAACUGUGUUCCAUUAAGCACCAUAACCUGUUUAACAAUAAACCUAUAUCACCAUUUCAGAUGACGAAGAGAGCAUGCCCAAAAAGGAAGUGCAACAACAAUCUUCUUCACAACCAAUUCAGAGUUUGUAAACUCAAAAACAGAUAGUGAGAAUGUUGGAUCUAGAUUAUCUCGAAUCUUAAGGGAAGCUUUACGAUUGUGAAAGUUCAUCCCUGCCUCCAUUACCAAAACGAAUUAUUUAAAAACCCCACAAACCCAUAUACAGGCAAUAGAAGAAAAGAAAGCAAAAAAGUAAGCGAUAGCCUGCAAAAAAAGCAUUUCGAUACAUUAAACAAGUUUAAAUUAGUAAAACCAGAUAAUAACUUGAUUUUCCAUAAUCCAGUGUCAAAGUAAGAUUAAUUAAAGUUUAUGAGAAGAAUGAGGAUUAAUGUAAGUACCACUUAUCAUUAAUUUAGUUUUGAAACUCUAUGAAGUGUUAAAACUAAAUUUUCCUCAAGCUAAUGACGAAGAUGUUGCUGUUAUCCUCAAUAUCUGUGGUAAGAACUAUUCAAAAGCUGAAUUGUUGAUACAAGAAAGCGGGUGUUUCAUUUCAUAAAUGUAAUAUUAAUCUCCUAAGUCUAGCAUACAAGGAUCAACAAAUUCAUGA